Aethina tumida (small hive beetle) is the source of this 1144-nucleotide messenger RNA. It is a transcript of the gene BBS5, whose product is annotated as Bardet-Biedl syndrome 5 protein homolog. The transcript has 6 exons. Gene Ontology annotation, biological process: intracellular transport; cilium assembly. The record is from RefSeq and is a predicted model, not a curated record. NCBI's taxonomy places the organism in Eukaryota, Metazoa, Arthropoda, Insecta, Coleoptera, Nitidulidae. Gene Ontology annotation, cellular component: BBSome; ciliary basal body. Bases 46 to 1065 code for a protein of 339 amino acids. Gene Ontology annotation, molecular function: phosphatidylinositol-3-phosphate binding.
ACACGCUGCGUGUUUAUUUAUUUAUUUUCAGCAUUCAAAACUAAAAUGGCACUAACAUGGGAGGACAAGGAGGUCCGGUUCGACAUACCGUACAUGGAAAUGAGGUUGAAGCUGGGGGAGAAGGUUAUAGACCGGUUGGAGAACAUUGAAGAUACAAAAGGCAACGGCGGCGACAGGGGCAGAUUAAUUAUUACGAAUAUUAGAGUGUUAUGGCACUCUGUUAUAAGUCCCAGAGUUAAUUUAUCGAUCGGAUUUAAUUGCAUUUUAUCCAUAAGCACAAAAAUGGUAAACUCGAAAUUGAGAGGGACAACCCAAGCUCUUCAUUUAUUAACAUCCUCAAACAACAGUAGAUUCGAAUUUAUAUUCACGAAUCUUGUGCCUGGGAACAUGAGACACUUCACUUCCGUCAUUGGAGUACACAAAGCAUUUUUAUCGUCGAAGUUGUACAGAGAGUUAAAACUUAGAGGAGCUGUGAUUCAUAACAAACAAUUAAAAAUACUGCCUUUGGAACAAGUGUUCUCUACUUUGCAUGGCGUUUGGAAUCUUAGCAGCGACCAAGGAAGCCUUGGAACAUUCAUAGUCACCAACGUCAGACUCGUUUGGUUUGCUGAUAUGAACGAAGCAUUUAAUAUUUCCUUACCUUAUUUACAAAUUGAAAGUAUAAAAGUUAGAGAUUCCAAGUUUGGAACAGCUCUUGUGGUGACCAGCUCUGAAGUAAGUGGAGGUUACAUUUUGGGUUUUAGAGUUGAUCCUGAAGAGAAGUUACAUAUUUUGUACAAGGAACUUGUGUCGCUCUAUUCUGUUUAUACAACAAAUCCGAUAUUUGGUGUCGAAUACAAAUGGCUCAACAAGCAAGAUGAUGCUUCUAAUGAUAAAAUUAUUGAUGAUUUGGAAGAAAUUUCAGAACUUAAAAACGAAAUGAGCAAUACUUUGGCUGUGUAUUUGGCUGAUGAAGGCCAUUCGAAAGAUAGGCCCCCAAUUUAUUCGCCAGAUCUUGGACUAGCUGUGGAAACUGUUAAAGAUGGAUUUACAUUGCAGAAACUUUGGGAAGUACUACCUUCAUAAAGUUGUAAAUAUUAAAAAAUAAAAUUAUACUUACUUGUAAUUUGGAUUAUUUUUAACAAUAAAAUCAGUGCAUAUUUUA